Messenger RNA from Coregonus clupeaformis (lake whitefish), 1739 nucleotides. RefSeq names its product zinc finger protein 19-like. Gene Ontology annotation, cellular component: nucleus. The transcript has 2 exons. NCBI's taxonomy places the organism in Eukaryota, Metazoa, Chordata, Actinopteri, Salmoniformes, Salmonidae. The coding region runs from base 128 to 1111 and encodes 327 amino acids. The record is from RefSeq and is a predicted model, not a curated record.
UGUGAUAGAGUCUGCAGAUGCAGAUGCUGCAGGUCCUGGGGUCAAGCAGGAGAGGUCUGAAGGAGAGGAGGACCCACGGCACAGCAGAGACAUCCAGACUGGAGAGGCAGUAGAGCCCCCUGUAGCCAUGGAGGACCCCACCACCACCGCCCCAGCUCAGCCCAGGACCCAACGCACCAUCACGGAGGUCAGUGGAACGCUGAACGCCGUCCUCAAGUCAGAGACAGACACCAAGACUUUAACUGAAACACAAAGGCUAGACACAGGAUCUGACUACAGAUCAGACCAAGAGAGACUGGGGCUGGGGAGACUGGGCUGUCCUCCGGCUCCCGGCUCAGAGUAUUUACUUUACGGUAACCCGAGCCCAAGGACGGUUCAUUCCCAUCGGGACUCAGGUGACGCAUUAGAUGAUCCGUCUUGUUCUUACACUACAGAGAUGGACCCAGGCAACAUGCCCUUAGGUUUAGAGACAGAGAUUGAUCUAUCUAGAGGGGACUGGAACCGGUACAGUAGUAGUGUAUACUCUGAAGGGUGCCUAGAUAAGAAAAGAGAGGGUCUGGUCGUAGAUGAAGUGAAAGUGGAGUGUGAGUUUCCUCCCACAUGGAAUGCAGAUAGUCACCUAGGAUACGGACUCUCACAGGGCAGAGGUUUCUUAGAUUACAGGGAAAGCUCAGAGACAAAUUCAAAUGUCGCGACCCACUCCCCUUUACACGCGCUCAGGGAUCGCGACACAGUGUCCACGUCGAUUGGGCCUUCCGAUUCUCAUGGCCACAUCCUUUUCGAUCAGGUAUCGAACUCAAACGACAGGGCUAGAGCCCAGGCUCAGGGAGGGGGAGCCAAAUCAGGCAAUAGUAAAGAGAAACGGUUCCUCUGCAUGUUCUGUAACAAAGGCUUCAGCUGCCCCCAGAAGGUGGAGAUCCACCAGAGGGUCCACACAGGAGAGAAACCCUUCAGCUGUGCCCAGUGUCACAAACGCUUCUCCCAGGCUUGUGACCUGAAAAGGCACCAAAGAGUCCACACAGGGGAGAAACCCUACAGCUGCCCCCAGUGUGAGAAGAGGUUCUCCCACCAGCACCAUCUGAAGAGGCACCUGAAGGUCCACACGAGAUAGAGGCUGUUUCCCUGUACUAGGUGGUGGGCCAAACCUGAAAAACGUGAAGUUGAUCAAUCCCCGUAGAGGGAGGAGCUGAUUUUUGUACAUGACAAAACAUUCUUAUGAUGACUAUAAAAUUCGUUAAACUUUGAACCGAUCAAACUCCCGCACAUAACCCUUGUGAUGAAGGCAGCCAAUGGCCUGCUUCUAUCUACGACGUAAACACAGCCUCUUGUGAAAACGCAAGCUGCUGUCUGAUGAAGAGGAACCGAUAUAGCUAGCUCCCAAAGACUGAAAUAAGAUAAAUAUCUGUUUGAGUGCACUUGAAAUAUGCAGCAUGCAAUACGAAUUGUCUUGAUUGUAUGAAGAGGUAACGCCGUUGAUAAUUUAGCCAAUUUAUUGAAAGCUAGCCAAUGUUACAGUUUGACUAGCCUAGUCAGCUACUGUAAAUGUCAAUUUGUGUUUCAUUAGCUAUCUUUGUCAGUGAAUUCAAUUUUUUAAAUCAUGUUUUGGCAUGAUUGUCUCAUUUCAAGUAAUUAGCUGCAAGCUUAAAUAAACAUUCAAUCAUAUACUUUGCGUAGGAACCCAAAUAAAAGCAUGUAGACAGAAAGAUGUGUGUGUGUCAUGAACGCUAGAAUGCAGGUUU